AUGUACAAAAAGCCAAUUACCAAGAUUCUGGCAUUCUCCUCCUCCGUCUUUGUCAUCGUGUCCGAGGAUUCAUCGGACGCCGGCGAGUCCGCCAUGACGCCUACACAACACUACACCAGUGAAAUGGGUAUCGGGAAAAUUCCUCACUUUGAGCAGACGUUAGAGGAUGCGUUGAAGGUGGACACGGUGACAUGCCAUCAGCGUGCAGAGCACUCGCGGGUACCAGAGAACAAUCUCUAA
Messenger RNA from Protopolystoma xenopodis, 240 nucleotides. The record is from the annotation of a GenBank genome assembly. Lineage: Eukaryota; Metazoa; Platyhelminthes; Monogenea; Polystomatidea; Polystomatidae.